CGGGCAAGAUAGCUGGCAGCCUGGCACGAGUUUUGAAGGGAGUACGGAUUUUCACGUAUUCACUGCCGGUGAAAAUUUGUAUAACAUUUUUGCUAAGCAAAUGUGUCAGCACCCAGCAGGGUGACUGCACGUGCUUGUUUGCCGGCACGAGUGAAAGAGGGGGUAGGGUGGGAGGCUCUGCAAGCAACAGUUUACAGUGUACGUGGAAACCGAGCAUUAUGCAGUAUCGUAUACUUUAGUUAUCUGGAAUUUCAAGUUCGACACGCAGUGAUGUUAAUACUGGUACAAAUAUAAGCAAAAUAUAAAUCAAAAACGUCGACAUAAAAAAGAAUACCUUUCGCGGAGGUGUCAUAUAACCAUCGACUUCAUAAGACGGACAUUGUGUAAUGCGCUGAUCGCAAAAUGAGCAACUUGGAAAACUUAGCAGCGAAAAUACUGAAAGAGAGUCAACAGCCAGAUAGUCAAGAGCUGAAAAUAUUAUUGCUUCAGCUCGCAGAAGUGGCAAAUACACCUGGCGACAUAACUUGUCUUAUUGGUCCGGUUGUCAAGCUUCUGCCAUCUCACAACACUAGCGUCAAGUUUACAAUCUACGGAAUUUUACCGAGAAUAUGUAAGGCACAACCUGAUGCUGCUGUUUUAGUUGUAAAUACAGUCCUGAAUGACUGCCGUGAUCCCAAUCCAGAAGUGAAGCGUGUAGCUGUAUCUACAUUGUGCAGCUUGCCACCACUUUUACAAGAAUAUGUGGGACCUGUUGUUGAUGCAGCUCUGAAGGACAGGCAUCCCAAAGUACGCAAUGCUGCUGUGUUGGGUUGUAGUAAAAUCUUUAAAGAAAUGCCCAAUUUGCUUCAGGAUAUUGGAAUGAUAGACAGGCUGUAUGAGACAAUUCGUGACGAGGACCCAGUUGUGUCCACAAACUGCCUGCUGGUUUUGGACACAGUGCUGGCAUCAGAAGGUGGUGUGGUGGUCAGUCGAAGCAUGGCGAGGUAUUUGCUACAUCGCCUUCCAAUGCUGCCUCAUCCACAGCUGGCUACAGUUCUUCAGUUUCUGGCAAAACACAAACCUGCCACUGAAGAUGAGCUAUUCUUCAUUCUUAGUGAGGUGGAUCCAUACCUGGGAGUAAUGACGAGUCCCCCUGUGGUGGUGAGCUGCGCAAGACUUUUCUUGCAUUUGACAGAGAGUUCACAGCCACAGCUAGAGCCACAACUUGUGGAGCGUGUGGCGCCAGCUCUUCGUAGCUAUCUGCAGUCGACAGACACCAGUCAAGAUAGCCUUCAUUGUCUGCUAGACUUCUUGCUAUCCUUAAGGGAUAGACCUGUCUGGAUGUCCCUCCUAGGUGGCAUGCCAGAACUGUUGUAUCCUGUUGCUAGAGAAGACCAUACCGUAGCUGUCAAGAAACUGGAUCUGCUUGCAUACAUCAUCAACAAAGACACUUCCAGCGAUACUGCUGCCAAGGUAGCAGCAGUUCUACGAGAGCAGUGCACAGCAGGAGGACCAGUGGCAACGGCUGCAGCCCGAUGUCUGUGUGCGUGUGCGGCUCGCUCCUCUGCGUCUACCUUCCUCACGGCAUCCACUUCACUGUUGGUGCGCAACACAGUGCACCACGAUGUUACUGCCGCAGUUCUGGAUGGUCUACAGGAUGUCAGCUUAGAUAACUUCCCACAAGAAGAUAUAAGUGACCUCCUCUGUAAGGUCAUAGAUGUUACCAAUACAAUAAAAGAGUCUCCUCCACCCAUUCUGCCUGUCUUGUUAGGGGCAUAUGGAGAACUUCUUGAUCAAAGUCAACCGCACCCUUGGAACGACAGAGAUUGCUGCAGGCAGAGGAAAACUGUGUUGCUUGAACAAAGGGUCCCAUGAUCUUCAUACUAAAGUAAAGUAAUGUUAAGUUUCUGUUGGCAAAUAAUUGUAAGUUGUUGCCAGCCUGUGUUGUCAUCAUUCUGCUGUAUAUGUCGCCUAACCCCGUUUGGCUCUGCGACGAAGCUGUAUAGUUGCUGUGUACAAUCAUGUCAUCAGGAAACAGCAACUACUUUCAGUGCUAAGGGGUUCUCUUCCUGCCAUGUUUAUAAGGUUGACACAGAGGAUUUGGGGAGUAUAAAAGAAUGCGUCAAAGUUUGUAUUAAUAUAUCUAAAAACAAAGAUGAUGUGACUUACCAAAUGAAAGUGCUGGCAGGUCGACAGACAC
Messenger RNA from Schistocerca piceifrons (Central American locust), 2179 nucleotides. Its product is annotated as AP-4 complex subunit beta-1-like. The transcript is spliced from 7 exons. Lineage: Eukaryota; Metazoa; Arthropoda; Insecta; Orthoptera; Acrididae. The coding region runs from base 403 to 1854 and encodes 483 amino acids. Gene Ontology annotation, cellular component: membrane coat. Gene Ontology annotation, biological process: intracellular protein transport; vesicle-mediated transport. The record is from RefSeq and is a predicted model, not a curated record.